Caenorhabditis remanei is the source of this 1068-nucleotide messenger RNA. RefSeq lists its product as uncharacterized. Bases 1 to 1068 code for a protein of 355 amino acids. The transcript has 4 exons. The record is from RefSeq and is a predicted model, not a curated record. Lineage: Eukaryota; Metazoa; Nematoda; Chromadorea; Rhabditida; Rhabditidae.
AUGCUAGACUACGAGAUGUCUCUUUAUUAUGUUCUUUCCAAUAAUUUCGAAUUGAGUGAAAUGUACAAAUGCCCUUCCAAUAUGACGGAUACAAUAACACCGAGACCGAUCAUUGGAUCCUAUUUUCUGAUCUCCGGUAUUUCUUUGAUACUAAUUUACCUACCAUGCUUCAUAGUAAUGCUUCGUUCAAAGUGUCGUGCCCCGUCCUAUCAACUAAUGAUGCUUCUAGGGGUCUUCGACUUAAUAUCCCUGCUCGUGAACUCUGUAACAACUGGAGUACUUGGUAUCAUGGGUGCAUCGUUCUGUCACUACCCACUAUUAGUUUUUUGUGCUGGAGCGAUUGGUCUCGGCUCCUGGAUGGGCGGAUGUGUGGUUUGUAUACUGUUAGCCGUUGAUCGAUGCGUGGAGAUAAAUUCCAACUUCCCGCUGGCCAUUAUUUUUCAAAGACAUGUAUUCCGAUUGGUCAUGUUGAUUAUCUGUUCUUAUUGGGUCUACGCUAGCUUUUUCACGAAACCAUUGUUAUUCACUGCUCACUACAGUUCCUGGUUUUUUGAUCCAAAUAUUGGAAGAGAUGCGGAUCUCUACCAUAAUAUUCCACACACCAUAAACAACUUAUUAGUGUCUGCUAGUUCAACUCCACUUUAUAUUUAUCUAUGUUAUCAUUUGAUCUUCAAGUUUGGAUAUUCUACCUCAAUGUGGCUGUACAGAUCGAAGCAACAGAUAAUUAUCCAAGCAGUGAUUCUUUGCUCAUUCCAUGCAGCAGCUGCUUACAUCUACGUCUAUAUGCAAUUCUUUCCAUCCCCACCUUGGCUCAUCCUCAUCGGACAACUCGCCUGGCAAUGGAGUAAUGGAUGCGUUUGCAUUGCGUAUUGGACUCUAAACCGUACUAUUCGGAACUCUGCAAUCCGGAUGAUGCUUUCAAAAGCAACUCGACAGAAAUAUGGACUACAUUUGGGAAUAGAUGAACAAAUUGUGGCGGAGCGACAAGAAGGUAUUCAAAGUGUUCCAAAUGCUGUUCCUGCUGCUGCCAACUCUGCGAAAGUGGCACCGUUCAUGGCUGAAUGGUGA